Eurytemora carolleeae is the source of this 3573-nucleotide messenger RNA. RefSeq lists its product as uncharacterized. Gene Ontology annotation, molecular function: protein binding. The record is from RefSeq and is a predicted model, not a curated record. NCBI's taxonomy places the organism in Eukaryota, Metazoa, Arthropoda, Copepoda, Calanoida, Temoridae. Bases 188 to 1333 code for a protein of 381 amino acids. The transcript has 3 exons.
CAGUUUUUCUCUCAGUUCAGCUUCAGUCAACCACCGUCAGUUCUUCGAGACACACGCCGACAACCUCCUCCCUUCCGACUUCAUUCUUGUUCUUAGUUCAGGUGGAUACAAACUACAUUUUCCGGAUCCCCCCUGGUAUCCUUCUUGGGUUCGAGUAUAUCCUGGAUAUAUUGAUUGAAGAAUGUGAAUGUAUCCAAGUACUAGAAUGCCAAUGAUCGAGGAAAGGAUGGAACACCUUGUCCUGGCGAGGUGGCCGACCUCGGAGCCCACCCUCAAGUCGGAGUUCAAGGAGUCGGAGUUGAUCCUGGAGGGCGGAGUUCUAACCCUCUCCACCAGAUGUAAAAGUAGGGAGCUGGAGAACCAACCCUGCAGGACGGAGAUACAUAAUAUAGAGUAUUUUCUUAAUAAAUCAUUAAGUGAGUUGAUAGAGCACUGCCUGGUGGGAUCUGAACCUAUCCCUGAACCCAUUCUAAACCUUCCUCCUCUUCAUACAGAGUGCAUGAGUUCCACCCCUUCUAUACAACACAUUAAACAACUACUCCUAGAUGGCUGUGAUCCAAACCAAAUAAGUUCUCAAGGACUCCCUCCCCUACACACCCUACUCCAGGCAGAGCACUCCUCCUCUGUUCCGCUCCUACCCCUGGUUGAUUUACUCCUAAGCUCCGGAGCUAGCCUGGAGCUACGGGACUCCCAGGGUAACACUCCUUUAAACUGCCUGGAGUAUCUCCUACCUCAGGAAAGAACGGAAGAGGCAGCAGAGAUCUGUCAGCUUAUGCUCUCCUCUUCUAGACAAUCUUGUGAUGUGAACUCUAUAAACUUCAAGGACCGGAGUCUACUCUCCUGUAGUGUAUCCUACCUGGAUAAAUCCGCCGAGCUGACCAGAGUUCUCGUAAACCACGGAGGUCAGGUCUGGCCCCGGCCGGCUCCGUCAGCUCCAAUAACCGUAAGCGCACUGGAUCAUGACCGAGAACAGUCAGCGUUUACUUGGUUUCUACGCGCCGUGGUUCAAGCUAAUAGUUUAGAAGGAGCAGAUAAUACCCUAACCUGCCUCUGUCAUGAGAUGGGUCGGGAUCCAGGGAGGAUGAAGAGCCACGUGAGCAGGAUAAUGCUGAGCGAAGGAAAGCAUCCUCGUGUGUUGGGACCUCUCUACGCUCAGCUCAGACUAGCGAUGAUUCCAUUCUGGAGUGAGCCACAGCAAUUGCGGUAUUUAGCCUGGAACUCCAUACGGAAAAGUAUCGGACCUAAAAGAUUAAAUCGUGGAUCAAAACAGCUCGGACUUCCCUCUCCUCUCAGGAAAUAUCUCACAUUAUCCUCAUCCAAACCCAGAGAAUGAGAUAUCCCCCCAUUUACCUUGAUCUCAGGGUUGUCAGAUCUCAACCAAUCCCAACUUUCCGGUCUCAUGGAUCUCAAAACUUAUCCAAAGAUGAAGAGAGAGGAGAAAGAGAUGUAGCUGCCUAAUCUUCCUUUAUUCCCUUAGCGCAAUUAUAGAAGCGAUUGACUGGAGUUGUCCAGUGAAAACACUAGUGUAAAACAUACUACGAGCUCUGUAUAAAUCUUUACACAUUGAGAAACAUUACUCCGAGCUCUUUAUAAAACUAGACACCUAGAAAAACAUUUCUCCGAGCUCUGUGUAGAGCUAUGCACCAAGAAAACAUUACCCCGAAUUCUGUGUAGAGCUAUACACCAAGAGAAACAUUACUCCAAGCCCUGUGUAUAGCUAGACACCUCGAGAAACAUUUCUCUGAGCUCUGUGUAGAGCUAAACACCUCGAGAAACAUUUCUCUGAGCUCUGUGUAUAGCUAGACACCUAGAGAAACAUUUAUACGGAUUCGAAUGUUCUUGAAACGGAUAUUAUAGUUAGUUCGAUUUACAAAUGGCAAUAUGAACCAUGAACUAGCUAGUUAAAUAAACCAUGUACUAGCUAGCUAAAUGAGCCAUGUACUAGCUAGCUAAAUGAGCCAUGUACUAGCUAGCUAAAUGAGCCAUAAACUAGCAAGCUAAAUAAACCAUGUACUAGCUAGAUAAAUGAGCCAUGUUCUAGCAAGCUAAAUAAACCAUGUACUAGCUAGCCGAAUGAACCAUGUACUAGCUAGCUAAAUGAGCCAUGUAUUAGCAAGCUAAAUAAACCAUGUACUAGCUAGCUAAAUGAGCCAUGUACUAGCAAGCUAAAUAAACCAUGUACUAGCUUGCUAAAUGAGCCAUGUACUAGCAAGCUAAAUAAACCAUGUACUAGCUAGCUGAAUGAACCAUGUACUAGCUAGCUCAAUGAGCCAUGUACUAGCUAGUUAAAUAAACCAUUACUUGCUAGCUAAAUGAGCCAUGUACUAGCUAGCUAAAUAAACUAUGUACUAGCUAGUUAAAUAAACCAUGUACUAGCUAGUUAAAUUAACCAUGUACUAGCUAGCUAAAUGAACCAUGUACUAGCUAGCUAAAUAAACCAUGUGCUAGUUAGUUAAAUGAACCAUGUAUUAGUUAGCUAAAUGAACCAUGUAGUAGAUAGCUAAAUGAACCAUCUACAAGCUAGCUAAAUAAACUAUGAUCUAGCUGGCUAAAUAAACUAUGAUCUAGCUGGCUAAAUAAACCAUGUACUAGCUAGUUAAAUGAACCAUGCACUAGCUAGAUAAAUAGACCAUGUACUAGCAAGCUAAAUAAACCAUGUACUAGCUAGUUAACUGAGCCAUGUACUAGCUAGUUAAAUAAACCAUGCACUAGCUAGAUAAAUGGACCAUGUACUAGCUAGCUAAAUAAACCAUGUACUAGCAAGCUAAAUGAACCAUGUACUAGCUAUAGCUAAAUGAACUAUGUACUGGCUAUAUAAAUAAACCAUGUACUAGCUAGCUAAAUGAACCAUGUACUAGCUAGAUAAAUUAACCAUGUACUAGCUAGCUAAAUGAACCAUGUACUGACUAAAUGAAAUUAUGUACUAGCUAAAUGGACUAUGUACUGGCUAAAUGAACUAUGUACUGGUAAAUUAACUAUGUACUGGCUAAAUGGACUAUAUACUGGCUAAAAGAACAUAUGUACUAGCUAAAUGAACUUUGUACUGGUAAAUGAACUAUAUUCUUUCUAAAUGAAAUACUAGCAAAAUGAAACUAAUUGUACUUGUUAUAAAUGGGUUUUACCUGUCUCUUACAGUGCCCCCUGGUGAUCACUUUUGUCUUUGUUUUUUUUACAAAUGGAAAUUUUUUCCAUAUUUUUUACAGACUGAAAUUUCACUGCCGUCACAUUGCAGCAUUGCUGUUAUGAACAAUAUUUGUAUAGAUUCCAUAGUUAAUUAAUUGUACAGAUUUGGCGCAUUUGUGGUCUUCAAUUUGGUAACUUUCAGUGUACAAUGUACACAGUUCAACAAAUAAACUUCACUGAAAGGUUUUUGUGUACAAACUGAAGGUUUUGAUCUGCAAAAUCUGUAUAUUUCUUGAUCUAUGAUUGUUGCCAAACUUAUGGAUUACCUGUAGCCUAUUCCUCAGUAUGCAGGGUAUAGUAGAAAGGGAAUAUUAAACCCUGAACCUAAUAAAUUUUCCGGUGAAUAUAAAUAAUGCCUUCUCAUUGAAAUAAAUAUAAAUUCAGAGAAAU